AAAUUGUACUCAUGCGCUGAAGUGGAAUUUUUUGUGGAAUAUCUGGAUUUGAGAGCAAUGGAACUUUUCAAGAGUAAAUAAGUAUGGCAGUCGAUUAUCGUCACGAGCGAUUGAAGAGUUUGUCGAAUAAUAAAGAUUCAGAACUUUCUAUCGCCAAAAUGAGAUGGAAAAUGCUUGCAAGGGCUUUGCAAGAAGGCAAAGUUCAAGAUUCUCUAUCAUACCCUUGCUCUGUUCGACAGUUUACAACUUUUGGUUUGAUUCACAUGCUGCCCACAGAUGAUAUUGAGAAUGAUAAUGACAAAGAUAGAUGGCUUCAGUGUUCCUGUUUGGAAGAACCUCGUUUAAAGUUGAAAAUUAGGCUGUUGUCUGGAAGGAUCACUUGUGAUGAAUUAAAAGGAUUUGAUAAUACUGGAAAUGUUUGUAUAUGGCCUUCUGAAGAAGUUUUAACCUAUUAUUGUAUGAAAAAUAAAGAGUUGUUUGGUGGAAAUAGUGUUUGUGAAUUAGGAGGUGGUAUGGCAUGCCUAAGUGGAUUAGCAAUUGCUGCUACUGCAGGUGCAAAAGAAGUUUUUGUUACAGAUGGCAACAUGCGUUGUGUAGAAAAUGUGAAGUGCAUUAUUGAACAAAAUCGACAAUACUUUGGAGCUACUCAUGUUGUUAGUCGACUUCUCCGAUGGGAUGUUGUGGAAGAUCUGGCUGAUUUGAAAUCUAGAUUUGAUGUAGUAAUAUGUGCUGAUUGUUUAUAUUAUGAUGAUGGAAGACAUGCCCUUGCUGAAACAAUUUGGAAAAUUUUAAAAGUUGAUGGUGUUGCUGUCAUUUUGUCUCCAACUCGGGGAAAAACUUUCCAAUAUUUUGUUGAUAUAGUAGAAAAAGAUUUUAUGGUGGAACGUUUAAUGGCAUACGAUACUCAUGUAUGGGAGCUUAACUGCCGUCUGAAAGAAGCUAAAUCCAGUGUAUAUGAUGAAGACCUUCAUUAUCCCCAAAUGCUUAUUUUGAGGAAAUUUUAGACGUAGUAGUGAAAAGAGGGAGAUGCUAGACUAACCCCCAAAAUAGCAUAAAUGGGAACUUGCUGAAAAAGUUGGAUUUAUUAGUCGGACCCAUCCUUCACAAAGAUUUUCUGAAGCAAAGAAAUUAUUUGUUCAUUCUCAUUGGAAAUAAAUACCAUCUGUUUUAUCAUCAAUCAAAAAUUUCCUGCAGUGAUUAAUAAAUUUGCAGUUAUUACUUUACUAAUGAUACAGUUACAUUAUAAAGUAAAAACAGAAUUAUUUUUGAAGGUAAACAAAGAGCUGUAUAGUUUCAUACCAUAUUUGCUUUUUAACAAUCUUUAUUUCACUAUAUUAUCUUUGCUUUUUCCAAGAAUCUAACAUUCAUGCAAGAUUCAGAAUAUUUUAUGUAUUUUGUACUAUUAGUAGAAUGUAGAUCAUUAUUCUGAAUAUUAAAUCAUAUAAUACAAGAAUAUUUUAUAUUUAACUGACUUCAUUAUUUUGUGAAAUGUUUUAUUCUUUAAUGAUAACAUCACUAAAAAAAUUAUACAUUUCACUGUUCAUGAAAUUGUAGAACAAGAAAAAAAAAAAAAAAUGUAACUCAAUUAGAUAGUGUUAUAAGUAAUAAAGCAUGCAAUUAAUUUUUCAAAUGAAUUGCGAUUGGUGAUAGUUCUGGGAACAUGCAUGCAUUUUGUCUAGUAAUUUUCAUUUCAAGUGUAUGUUUGAAAAGGGAGUAAUUUAUUUAUUUUUGUUUCAUUAAAUUUUGAAAAAAAUUAUACAUGUAAAUUAGUGAAAUUUAAUGAAGUUUGAAUUUGUUAAAAGAAAUAUUUUCACUGCAAUUAUGUAUUAUAAUGUAAAUGCUAUAUAUUGUAUUCAAGAUGAAGUAUGCAUAUUAUAUGAAACUAAAUUUUUGGAAAGUUCCAAAAGGGGAAAAAUUCCCAUUGGUAAAGCACAAUGUGUAAUAACAUAUUUCUACAAAAUACUACUAGUUAAAAAUUAUUUUAAAUUGGUUGUAAUGAUCAAGGUUUUUAUAAUUGCUACAUUAUAAAGAUUGUAAUUUCCACUAAUAGAAUGGUUAUUUGUAAAACUGAGCUUUUUAUGACUACUUAUUUCCAUUUCUUUAAGAUCUAAAGGUAACAAUAGUACAUCUAGUCAGAGUAGUUAGAUUUCUACUACUCAAGAAUUGUACCUUACAUUAAGGGUAUUGAUAUAGCAAAAAAAUAUGUACAAUUAUUAAAUGAUUCAUGAAAAAACUAUUUUACCUCCUUGUAAAAAACACUUCCACUUGAUUCAUUUUUGUGCCAUGCAAAAAUUUUAAUAUUCAUGCUGCUACUCUUCUGAAGUUCAUAUAGGAGCAGUAUAUAGUCUUUACAAAAUGUAUCAUAUGUAUAGGAGUGUUUUCGAUUUUAAGAUUUCAAAUUAUUUGUGAAAGUCCUGUUUAUUGUUAAAUUAUAUGAUUUAUUUGUAUACUUGCAAGUUCUUACAUUUAAAAAUGUAAAACAAUUAUGUAAAUAAAAUCAUUUUAUUGGUUU
Messenger RNA from Argiope bruennichi, 2512 nucleotides. Its product is annotated as calmodulin-lysine N-methyltransferase-like. The coding region runs from base 84 to 1004 and encodes 306 amino acids. The record is from RefSeq and is a predicted model, not a curated record. The transcript has 12 exons. Lineage: Eukaryota; Metazoa; Arthropoda; Arachnida; Araneae; Araneidae. Gene Ontology annotation, cellular component: cytoplasm. Gene Ontology annotation, molecular function: calmodulin-lysine N-methyltransferase activity.